Molecule: messenger RNA, 927 nt
Organism: Drosophila hydei
Lineage: Eukaryota; Metazoa; Arthropoda; Insecta; Diptera; Drosophilidae
Product: trypsin zeta
Exons: 1
Coding region: 12-827 (271 amino acids)
Biological process (GO): proteolysis
Molecular function (GO): serine-type endopeptidase activity
Source: RefSeq, a predicted model, not a curated record
UAUUGUUUAACAUGGCACACGCGGUACUUUUGCUACUUGGCCUUUGCCUUGGCCUUGCGCUCUUGGCCAGAGCACAUCCUCUGCAGGACAUCGCCUUGAGCUCGCACAAUGAACGCAUUGUGGGCGGCUAUGAGACACACAUUGCCGUCUUCCCGCAUCAAAUCUCGUUGCGACGCAAAGGAAUUACGACGCCCAAGAAUGCUUUUUCACAUAUCUGCGGUGGCUCCAUCAUUAACAAGGACACCGUUAUAACGGCGGCGCACUGCAUUAUUGCAACGGUGCCCUCUCAAUACAAGGUGGUGGCAGGCACCAGUCGUCGCAAUGGCAACGAUGGCAUCAUUGUCUCCGUCAGCGAGAUCGUUAUGCACGAGAAGUACAAUCCCAACACCUAUGACAAUGAUGUUGCGCUCCUCAGGCUGAGUUCGCCGCUGCCCCUGAACAACUUUAACAUUAAGGCCAUUGAGCUGACCAGCGAGGAUGCCGCUGAUGGAGAUAUGAGUACUAUCACCGGCUGGGGCACCACCCAAGCCGGUGGCACUGUCUCCGACCAGCUGCGUGCUGUCGAUGUGCCCAUUGUUAGCAAUGAAAUCUGCGAUGAGGCCUAUGGGGGCGAUCGCAUCACGGCGGGCAUGCUGUGCGCAGGUGUGCUCGGCGAGGGCGGCAAGGAUGCCUGCCAGGGUGACUCUGGCGGUCCGCUCAUCAUUAAUAAUAAGCUGCAUGGCAUCGUCUCGUGGGGCGCUUCCUGCGCUCUACCCACGCAUCCGGGUGUUUACGCCAAGGUCUUCUACUAUCUUGACUGGAUUAAGUCCAAGGUGCAGUUGGCCUAAAAUUUGUCAGCUGUGUUUAAAGGCCUCUACGAAGACUUCAUUGUGUCACAUGUCUGAAUAAAUAUGUAAUUGGCGACCAAAAGUAUUGAAUUAUGAUUUU